GGCAACCAAGGAGAGGAUGACGAAGAAAUCGAGCGAUGGCUUCCUCCAGAGGCACUACUUUUGAAGAGAGCGAAGGAGGAUCAAAUCGCGAAAGGAGAAGAUUAUUUGGAGAAAGCCGAUAAGAAGAUGGACGGCUGGUCUUUUUUUGGCAACAAAUACAAUGAUGCAGCUGAAUUGUUAGAGAAAGCCGCCAACUCCUUCAAGCUCGCUAUGUCAUGGGAUGAAGCGGGGGAUGCAUUUGUCAAAUUGGCUGGAUGCCAUUUGAAGUUGAAUAGAAAACUUGAGGUUGCUAAUGCAUAUGCUGAGGCUGGUCUCAGCUACAAGAAAUAUAAUCGCAAAGGCAUGUCCAUAGAUAUAAUUUGAAGAUGUCUGCAAACAUUUUCUCCUUAUUACAUUUUUCCAGGUUCAGUAAGAUAGUACAAUACUUUGUCGCUAUAUUCUUAGGCAUUGUUCAUCAUCCCUGAUAAGCAGUUCUAUGAGAACUAGUCGAGCUUCCAAAAACCUGCCAUCUCCAAACCUUAUAUGGUGCAAUAAAUGAGUCCUCGUGUUAUACUUCUCAAUUUCUCAUGUUAGUUCACAUUUUGGUCUCUUUUGGAAUGGUUUGGCCGUUGAAAUAGAAUAACUCAAAAUUGAGUUGAUGUGAUUUUGAAUUUUGAAUUACCAAGAAUUAGAUAACACUCUCCCCAUCCCCUUUUAAUCUUCUUAUCUUCUUAUUUCCUUUUUUGUCUAUCCUAAAACAAAUUUCCUCUCUCCUUUCUAAAGAAAUUUCAAUAAACAAUUUCAUUUUCCUAAACUUCGUGCCAUGUCAAUCAUGAAAGAUCAAAUAGGGGCGGAUGGUGUAUUAUG
Cuscuta campestris is the source of this 846-nucleotide messenger RNA. The record is from the annotation of a GenBank genome assembly. Lineage: Eukaryota; Viridiplantae; Streptophyta; Magnoliopsida; Solanales; Convolvulaceae.